This is a messenger RNA of Leptinotarsa decemlineata (Colorado potato beetle), 1505 nucleotides long. RefSeq names its product Dachs ligand with SH3s (gene Dlish). The record is from RefSeq and is a predicted model, not a curated record. Lineage: Eukaryota; Metazoa; Arthropoda; Insecta; Coleoptera; Chrysomelidae. Gene Ontology annotation, molecular function: protein binding.
CGCCGGAAGCUUAGACACCGCAAUUUGCAGCCCAAAGGAGCAAAUCUCAGCGACCAGAGACUUGACUUGAGAAACAAGUUUGUUAUGAGUUGUUUUGUGAGAAGUCACUACAUUUAUUUGCACUUUUUUAUUUAACGAAAACCGAAUGUGCUUAGGAAUCAACUCAAUUCGGAAAUCAAUUAUUUUUCAGUGCUUGAUAACAGUGUGCUGAAAAUCAUCUUUAGCUUGACUAUUUCUGUAUGUAACAUGAAGAUUCUGAUUCGAGGUCAACGUAUCGAGCAAAAAUGAGGUGCAAGGAAUAACGUUAAUGUAAAAAAAGUAUGUAAACAAUACAUAAAAUGGCAUUUUUAUGCCCUGUUCGCAUCAGACGUGGUACAAAGAAAAAAUCAUCCAGUGUUGAUUUGGAGAAAGAACUUGCCAGAUCCAAUAAUGGGGUUACACCAGGAAUGGGAAGAAUUACAGGUUCUGCAAGUAUUGAAACUCUUGUCAGAGUUGGCAUUGAGAAAGAACAUGGAUUAUCUCCUGAUAGCAAAAUGGUUGUGCUGCAUGAUUUCACCCCCUGUGUGGAUGAUGAACUAGAGGUGAAACGAGGACAGAUUGUUAAUAUUUUAUAUAGAGAAAAUGAUUGGGUGUAUGUGAUAGGACUGGAUACGAGACAGGAAGGUUUCAUACCAUACUCCUAUUGCACUCCUUAUAAUAAUCAUUUGGCGGAACUUGCCAUAAAGAAAAAACUGCCAAGGGAAGGGCAUGUAGCAUCCGGUGAGAGUUUAGAUACCAACAAUGAUUGUGAUGCGGUUGUUGUGGACACUAGUGACUGUGAUUCCCUGGGUAAAAAGGACGAUACAGAGGCAGCUUCGCCUAUUAGUAUACAUUCUGAGCCAGACAUGAUACCUUUUUCAAAGGAUCCUUCCGGCAGAUAUAUCGUACUAUACACUUUUAUCGCUAGAGAUGAAAAUGACGUUUCUGUUGAAAGAGGAGAGUUUGUAACAGUUCUCAAUAGAGAAGACCCCGAUUGGUACUGGAUUGUGCGCAGUGACGGACAAGAAGGCUUCAUCCCCUCUGGAUUUGUAUAUCCGGCUGAUAAUGUGAUACAAGGCCACUUGAACUCCUCGAAUCAAAAUGGUGCUGGCAGCUUUCCCAACCCGGCCAACCCUCACUCGUUGACAACGUCUGCCGCUGAGGACCUUAGGUUCCAUGGUACAGAACUUGUGAUGCUUUACGAUUACAAAGCCCAAGCCCCCGAUGACUUGACUGUCCGAAGGGGAGAUUGGAUUUACGCAGAUCUCAAUAAUCAAACGGUGGAUGGCUGGUUGUGGGCUUACGCCCCGAAGACCAGGAAGUAUGGGUUCAUUCCUAAGGCCUACGCCAGGCCUCCGGCUAUGACGAGUUUGUGAAUUUUGCCAUGUGGUGCGCUCAAUGUUUUUAUUCUCUCAAAUUUUUUGAUAUUCUUUUAUUUUUUUGUAAAAAGCAUUUUAUACCAAAUUAAAUUUUGUAUUUUGAUAGGA